Molecule: messenger RNA, 597 nt
Organism: Hepatospora eriocheir
Lineage: Eukaryota; Fungi; Microsporidia; Hepatosporidae
Source: the annotation of a GenBank genome assembly
AUGAAUUAUUCAGAUAGUAGCAGUGAAGAUAGUUGUGGUCCAGUAUUACCCAUAGGGCUAUCAACAACACACUUAACAGAUCUUAGUGGCAAAUUACAACCUAUAACUCAGAAUGUAUUCCAGGGUGAAAUACAAGAAGAUGAGUUUAAUCUUCCUUACAAAAUGAGAUAUACAACCUUAUUGGCUAGAUGUGAUGAAAUACUAAAGAAACAAACGGACAAUAGUAAAAAAUUGAAUGUCACAGUUAAGGCAAUAAGGAAGAAUCGUAAAACCAUGCUCAAUGUACAAAAAAUAGCUAAUCAAAUAGGUCGGGAUGUAGAUCACUUAAAAACUUUUAUACUAAAUAGGUUAUAUUCUACAGGAACUCUUAAUGAAGCAGGGUUUUUGAUAAUAGAUGGUAAGUAUUCACAAGGAGAGUUAGAAAGUGAAGUACAAAACUUCAUAGAAAAUUUUGUAAAAUGUAAAAGUUGUAAUAACGAAGAUUCUACUGAGAUUAUUAGAGAGAACAGAUUAUUUUUUAUUAGAUGUUGUAAAUGUAACGGUAAUGUUUGUAUUGGAAGUUUUGUUGAAGGAUUAAAUUCAAGAAAGAAACAAUAA